AUGGACAAGUCAGACCUAGAACAUGUCGAAGCUGGCGAGGUGAACAAAUACGAGCUUUCCCCGGCAGAGCUCAUAGCUACAUCUGAACAUCAUACUGCUCGUUCACCUGUUGAGCGCCGACUCGUGUGGAAGGCCGACCUCGCUAUCCUACCCAUCAUCAGUGCUGCAUACCUUGUAUCUUACCUUGAUCGAAACAGCAUCGGUAACGCUCGCGUCAUGGGUCUUCCCAAAGACCUUCACAUGGAUCCAGACCAGUUCUACAACUGCCUCACAGUUUUUUUUGCCGGCUACGCAUUCUCGAUGCUUCCUGCAAACUUGUCUGCACGCUUGCUCAAGCCAAACAGAUCGCUCGGAGUGGCCGUCGUCUUUUUCGGCAUCAUCCUGUGCAGUAUGGCGGAAGCCAAAAACUAUGCAACAAUAUUAGCCUUGCGCGUUCUGCUGGGUUUGGGCCAAGGUUUCAUACAAAUGGCAAUGAUCUAUUGCAGUGUUUGGUACCGAAGAGACGAGGUCGCAUCGAGAACUGCCAUAUUCUAUGCAUGUGCCACCAUAUCGGGUGCCUUUGGCGGCUUGAUAGCAUAUGGAGUCCAGCACAAUUUGGCAUCACAUGAUGAUCGUCGAACCUGGUCAUGGUUGUUUCUCAUUGAAGGUGUGCUCGCUGUCGGCAUUGGCCUGAUAAUUAUCCUCCUCCUACCCAGAUUCCCGGACGAUCUACACCAACGUGGGAAGAAGCAUUGGCUCUUUACGAGAGAAGAGAUUGAAUUCGCGCACAAGCGGUUCACUGGCGAGUUUUUCCCUCCUUCACUAUUGACUUUCAAGAUGAAAGAUCUCCUCAGCGUCGUCAAGGAUAUCAAGAGUUUCUUCUUCGCAUUCGUCCAAGUAGCGGCUGUUCUUGGUACUUCUGUGGUGGGGAAUUUCUUACCCACUUUCAUCCAUGGCUUCGGUUUCAGCCCAGUGAGAACACAAUUGUUCACCAUUAUCCCAUACGCUUUCGCCUUCGUCACUGUCAUCACUCUGGGAUACCUGUCCGAUCGCUUCAACUCCAAAGGUCCCAUCAUCCUUGCGUGCUGUUGUGUGGGAGCUUUGGGGUAUAUUCUCCUGAUGACACUGUCCUCGACUGUCGGCCUUGUUGUGGCAACGUGUCUGGUAACUUCGGCGUGCUAUCCAAUCGGAAUUCUGCUUCCCUCUUGGCUGGCGAUCAACACUCCUAAUUUCACGAAGCGCGGCGGAGUCUGGGCAUUUAGCGAAAUUAUUGCGACACCCUUUGCAAUAAUGGGCACGCGCAUAUACACCAGCCCUCCGCAUUACUAUGGCGGCCACGGGACUGUCCUCGGGAUAUAUGUAUUCAGUGCCAUGAAUGUCACGGCAGCCUAUCUGUGGAUGCGGCAUCAGAACAACAAGAAACAACAAACCAUUGCCGAGUACGAUCAACGUGGUGAAAUUCAUCCCCAUAUCGCCCAGAACAAGACCUUGUACGAGCUCCAGGAAGAACAUAUUUCAUUUCGAUAUGUGCUUUAA
Exophiala oligosperma is the source of this 1515-nucleotide messenger RNA. RefSeq lists its product as uncharacterized. Gene Ontology annotation, biological process: transmembrane transport. NCBI's taxonomy places the organism in Eukaryota, Fungi, Ascomycota, Eurotiomycetes, Chaetothyriales, Herpotrichiellaceae. Bases 1 to 1515 code for a protein of 504 amino acids. The record is from RefSeq and is a predicted model, not a curated record. Gene Ontology annotation, cellular component: membrane. The transcript is spliced from 6 exons. Gene Ontology annotation, molecular function: transmembrane transporter activity.